This is a messenger RNA of Sinocyclocheilus grahami, 920 nucleotides long. Its product is annotated as E3 ubiquitin-protein ligase RBBP6-like. Bases 88 to 900 code for a protein of 270 amino acids. NCBI's taxonomy places the organism in Eukaryota, Metazoa, Chordata, Actinopteri, Cypriniformes, Cyprinidae. The record is from RefSeq and is a predicted model, not a curated record. The transcript has 5 exons.
AGGAAUGAAACUGGAUAUACCAAGAGGAUUCGAAAAGCUGCAGCUGCACAAGGAGCCCAAACACAAGCUCCUGCCCAGCGGCCACCUAUGAGACUGGCAACCUCACGCCAGCAGGACCCUCUGAUGGCCAAUGUUCCAAGCUCAGCAGCUGAUAGCACCCCUCCCCAAAGCACACUUGCUGCCCCUUUAUCUCCUGUUAGCACUCAUCAGCCCUCCAGCACCCCACCUUCUUCUAGCAGCUCCACUGUAAACAGCAGCAGUGCACCUGCAGCAUCGAACUAUAGCCCUGUGGUGAACUCUCCUCAGCACUCUACUAAGCAGGAUGACCCUCCUUCAUCUAAGGAACCAGAGGUCCCAGCAUCUGUGCCUUCAUCAGACACUGCUGCCCCAACAACUUCCAUUCCGAAGGGAUACCAUGUCCCAGUAAUUGGGAAGCCAAAUAUGCCUCAGCAUCACAUGCAUAGAUCAGGGCAGCCAAGGGCUAGUGGACCAAGGCCGUCUGGAAGCCGUCCUGCAUGGGAUCCGUCCUCAAGUAGAGGGAGAGCUCCUAGUGAACGACCACCAAGAACACAGCCUCCCCCAGUACAAAACCUUCCUCCUGUAGUCCCUCCAGUGUAUGUGCCUCCUGCUCUUUUUCCUCCUCCACCACAUCCUAUGCCUCAGCCACCUGGUGGUGUUCCACAGCAGUAUCCCAUACAGUAUCCUCCAGGACAACAGCCUCCCCCUCCCUACAACAUUCCGCCACCUGUAUUUCCACCUGUCCCACCAAAUGUGACCGCUCCAUGGGUGCCUCCUGGUGCACAGCCACCUAUAGCCAACCCCAUCUCUACUAUGCCAGCAGCACCUUUUCUAUCCAAGGAGGAGUUUUACCGUCAGCAGCGUAGACUGAAGGAAGAGUAAGUAGUUCAAACAUAUAAUUA